AUGUAUGUGGCGAAAGAUGAAGCUGGAAAUAUUGGUAUUUGCCAAUUUGACGUUGUAGUAAGAGCAGCCGAUUGUCCAUUACCAGUUCAACCGCAUGGCGCCAACUUUACGAUUCAAACGGUUCAUAAUGGAGUCGCUCGGAAAAUAGCAUUUGUUGAGUGUUAUGAAAAUCAUACAUUUGUUCAGCCGGUACCAGCCUUCUAUACUUGCGAUUUAAUGGGCAGAUGGAUUCGCUGGUCACGUGGCAUUGAAUUCUACUUCCCGUCCUGUUCACCCUACACAGCUCCGCUGCAAAACUUCAAUGGUUGGUUUUUCUUCCGGCGGAAUUUACAACUGGCACUGUGA
Gongylonema pulchrum is the source of this 345-nucleotide messenger RNA. NCBI's taxonomy places the organism in Eukaryota, Metazoa, Nematoda, Chromadorea, Rhabditida, Gongylonematidae. The record is from the annotation of a GenBank genome assembly.